Anopheles stephensi (Asian malaria mosquito) is the source of this 1582-nucleotide messenger RNA. It is a transcript of the gene shu, whose product is annotated as inactive peptidyl-prolyl cis-trans isomerase shutdown. The record is from RefSeq and is a predicted model, not a curated record. Gene Ontology annotation, molecular function: protein binding; peptidyl-prolyl cis-trans isomerase activity. The transcript is spliced from 2 exons. Bases 134 to 1438 code for a protein of 434 amino acids. NCBI's taxonomy places the organism in Eukaryota, Metazoa, Arthropoda, Insecta, Diptera, Culicidae.
CAAUCAAACCGGCUUAUUUUGACAGUUCCACAAAUUGUUUACCUCAGCGCGUUUUCAUUCCUUCUCAGCAAAGAGAAACCAUUUCUGAAGAAGCACGUUGUAAACUCCCGUAAACUCUCAGGACGCUUAAACGAUGGAUUCCGGUAAUAUGUUGAAGACACCGAUAAACAUGAGCGAUCUGCUCAACGGCGGUACCGAGUUCCAAAUCGACACCGAUUUCAAGGACGAUGAUGGCGAAGAAUACUUCAUCGAGGACGAUUAUGGCAGUGCGGACGAGGAUGAGGAAAAGUACAAACAGCUGUUCACUCCCUGGGACCGUACGUUCGACGAGCUGCGCCAGGAGAUGGAACCGGUAAGCGAACACAUCUACAAACGCAUCACGAAGGCGGGUGUUGGCGAGGAACUGCCGGACAAUACGCAAGUUACGGUCGACUACAAUGCGUUCUUCGAGAAGGAAGUGAAACCGUUCGAUUCUUCCACGCUGCGGGACAAACCGUUCCGUUUGGUGCUGGGAGCGCACAACGUGCUGCUCGGGUUUGAGCAAGCGGUAAAGACGAUGCGUGUCAGCGAGGAGGCACAGUUUGUGAUCUCCUACCAGCUGCUGUACGGUGUGGUCGGCUGUCCACCGCGCAUUAAACCGAAGGCCGACGCGCUGUUUGUGAUUCGACUGAUCAGCGCCAGCCCUGCCAACGAUGGUGAUGCGCUUGCGAAGCUAAACGAAACCGAACGCCGAUCGUACGCAACGGUCAAGGAGAAGGUGGCACUGACCCGCCAGUACGCGAAAGACUGCUUCAAGCGCAAUUUGGUGCAGAAAGCGAUCGUAAAGUAUCUGGAAGCGGUCGAUACGCUGCAGAUGUGCCAGCUGAAGGACGAAACCGAACAGGAGGAGCAGCAGAAAACGUUGAUCGCACUGUACACCAGUCUGGCCGUGUGCUACAAUCAUCGCGACCAGCCGAAAGAUGCCUGCCGGAUGGUGAACACGCUGCGCACGCUGUGCAACGUUCACCAGAACGCCAAGAUCUUGUACCAGGAGGGUAAAGCGCUGCUGAAAAUCGGUGAAUAUGAUCGUGCGCGCAAGUGUCUGCUGGGUGCGCAACGACUAGAGCCGCAGGAUGAAAACAUACAGCGCACGCUGAAGGAGCUGAACGAAUGUUCGGCCAAGCAUCAGCAGGAGGAGAAACGAAUUUGGACGCGAGCGUUCGGUUUGAUGGACGCGGCUAAACAGCAGGAUAAUUCAAAGGAAGAGAUCGCACUCGCGGAGGAUAUAAGGGAAUCGAUGAAGGUGUUUCUGGAGGACGACAAGUGUAGCACGCUCUCGCUGCCGGACAUGUUCUCCGAGAAGGAGGUGCUGGUGCUGGAAAAGCUGGCCGACGAGUUUAACCUGAAGCUGAACAUUCACAUGCUCAACAACAAAAAGCAUUACAAAUUUCAGAAGUAACACCGUCGGUCGGUCGGGAUAGGUGGAGCAGGAGUAUCAUUGCCAUUAUUGUGUUUGCCAAUUUACAUGCAAUGUAAUACUCAAAAAUUACAUGCUAUUAUUUUUCCUUGUCUUUGUAAUAAAUUUGAACUAUCAUUGAAGAAA